GCUGUGAUUUCAUCCUGUUCCACGUUUCUCUGCACCCCCCGCAGAGCAAGGACCGGAGCCAGCUAUCAUCUGUGACUCAGUGACCUGCGUGAAUGAAACCUGUAACUACAACCUGAGCUGCACCGCCAGGGAUGGGGGGGGGAGGGGGAGAAUGUGACCUACAGCUGGACUCGCCCAGCAGGGGGUGCUGUGGUGUCCAUUGGACCCAUUCUGACCAUCUCCCAGAGACCCCGUGGUGCUCACCUGGCCGUCACCUGCACAGCACAGAACCCCGUCAGUCACAGCUCCACAACGGUCUCACCAAACGACUUUUGUGCAGGUAACUCCCUUGACAGCAAGGUGCUGCCCAGUGCUGACGCAGAGACAGCUAGCCUUGUGUCAUGGUCUUUGUGCCUAUCCCAGGCCUUUGACCCCAAACCGAAUCUGCCACCUCCCACUCCACCCCAGAAGCCACCUCGCUGCAGAUUUUAGCCUGUAACCCUGCCAAUCAGGGAGCAGGUUGCACUUGAUUUGUCUGUAUCACCAGAGCAGCCUCUGGCAGGGCCCAAGGAGAGCCACGCGCAGGCUGAGAUAUUAGGGGGGAUGUUGGGGGGAACCCCGAGAGGUUUAGUUCUUAAUCACUCCUGAUCUCAAACACUGACUCACUUAAGGGACUGUAUCAGCUCACCUAUCCCCUCCCCCAGCUCUGACAAUUCCUAGCAUGGCAGGCUCUCGGAUGCAAUAGACAGAACUAUCCAAUGACGCAGGAGCCAUGUCCCUUUCAGACCCACCCGCUGCCCCUUUCAGCCCUGAGCAAGGCCCAUGAGAGGAGCCUUCCCCAAACCGGCGCCCUGGGCUUGCAUUGACCAAAGGCGACAUGACCCCUCGCCAGGAGCCUGGCUGGGUGUAGUCCGGCGCUCAGAGUGACGCACCCUGCGGGCUUUAGGGAACUCAGCUGCUUCGAGUUCAUUGCGCGACUUACCACAAAAGGAAAGAGCAUCUCGCGGGGGAAGUUGCAGAGCUGUGGGGUGGGUCAUUUCUCUGCAGCUCCUCGGCACCAUCAGGGAUCGACCACUCAGGAAACCCUGCCGGCCAACCCGCUCUGGCUCUGUUCAGUCAGGACACCCAUUACAUGGACUGACGGCCGCCCGCUCUGCCUGCCCCUCGCUGUCAGGAUGGAGGGGGCUCUACGGCCUUCCCUUCUCUUGCUCCUGUUGGUUUUACAGCGCGGCGCGUACGGCAGAGCAGAGGCAGGCGCGAUGGAGCUGAGCGGGAUUCUGGGGGGCUCCGUCACUUUCCCUCUGGGGAUCCCAGCAGAGCAAGUUAAAACUGCUGCAUGGACACGAAACACAAGCAGCGCUGUAGUAACUGUAGCAGCAGGAAACCCCCCCAAUGUCCUUGUGUCGGACCCAUCCUACGAGGGACGCCUGAGAGUCCCUGCCGAGAGCUACUCACUUCAAAUCACCAGCCUGAGGAUGGAGGACACGGGCACCUACAGCGCUAAAAUCAUCACAGCUCCAGGCAUCAUCUACAGACACUUCCUGCUGCGCGUGUUCAAGCAAGUACCGGAGCCAACUAUCCUCUGUGACUCAGUGACCUGUGUGCCCGAAACCUGUAACUACAACCUGAGCUGCACCGUCAGGGAUGGAGGGGAGCACGUGACCUACAGCUGGACUUGCCCAGCAGGGGGCGCUGUGGUGUCCAUUGGACCCAUUCUGACCAUCUCCCAGGGACCCCGUGAUGCUCACCUGGCCGUCACCUGCACAGCACAGAACCCCAUCAGUCACAGCUCCACAACGGCCUCUGCAAAGGACCUUUGUGCAGCUCCCACAUCAGCCCCGGCCUCCUCGCUGUCCUACUGCCACGUCAAGGGGCUCAUCCUGCUGCUGGUGCUGGGAGCCCUGAGCACCGGGAUCAUCGCGGUGCACGUCCUCCCUGGCAGGGACCGGAGACGGGACUGAGAGCACAGGGGCUCCCACUGUGGCAGCUCAUCCCGCCUGGGUGUUCCCCAGCCCGCCAGCCCAAGGGAUGCUCCGGGGGGACACUCGCUUGCACCUUCAUAAGGGUGGAUGUCACUGAGUGGGAGGAGGGGAAGUAUUGGGUCCCUCUGUGUGGCGGGAGUUGUGGUGGAGAAUCAGCCCGGCUCAGAGGUGCCCUCUGGCAGCCACAGACAGCACAACAGGUGCGCCUGCCUCAGUUUCCUUCUUUUUGAAAAGAUCCCAGUGUCUAAACGUACCCCUUCCAGGGGCUGGUUUAUAGUCCCAGAGUGUAAACAGUCCCUACGUGCCCAGCCCACACCAAUCCCCCAACCCAGAGCACACUGCUCAGUCCUCAUGGCUGCUCCAGCGCCUGGUUCUUCCCAGGCCCUUCCAGGCUUCCCAGACCUUUCCAGGCCCUUCCCAGGCCUCUGCACUCCACAGGGUCAUGAUCUUGGUAUCUCUGGGGUAAUCCCGCUAGUGGCAUCAUACUCACUGCGGGGUUUCCUCGGGGCCCAGGCUCAGUCACCAUCUUCCCUACAUUGCUCCUGCUCACCCGCA
Molecule: messenger RNA, 2516 nt
Organism: Caretta caretta (loggerhead turtle)
Lineage: Eukaryota; Metazoa; Chordata; Testudines; Cheloniidae
Source: RefSeq, a predicted model, not a curated record